Molecule: messenger RNA, 2709 nt
Organism: Anthostomella pinea
Lineage: Eukaryota; Fungi; Ascomycota; Sordariomycetes; Xylariales; Xylariaceae
Source: the annotation of a GenBank genome assembly
AUGGGUACCAGAGAUCGUGACGUCGAUGCCGCCAGCGAUGACCGCCCGCGCGAGCGCGAGAGCCGCCACAGCAGAGGUGACCGACCCAAGAGCGACAAGGGCGACAAGGACACGGAUAAGGAAAAGGAUAAGGCACGCCCCCACCACAAGCAUUCGUCGCGAUCCUCCAAACCACGAACUCCCAUGGAAGGCGAAUCAAGUACCUCAUCACACCGCAGACAUCGCACAAAGGAAGAGAAAGAACGGGACCGCGCGAAGAAGGCUUCCUCGAUGAGUGACCUGGUGCCCGAGCUCUCGAGAACGUCCCUCUCCGGCAGUCGAGGCAGCCUGCCGUACCCCAGCUUUAGCAAGGCACACAGCAAAGAAGCCGUGCACAUACACAGUCGAGAGGAUGUAGGAGCACCUACUCGCCGGACCGAUGAUCCCCUUACCCCGGAGGCCACCGAUCUCGGCUCCAGCACCAGAAGAAGGUCCAAAUCAAGAGAUGCUUCGGGAAGUAGGAAGAAGAGCGCCAAGACAGAUGAUCGGCCACCUAGCCCUCCCGAGACCGAUGUAUCAGGCGAGAAGAAGAGACGGAGCAAGACGUCCACAUCGAGGCUGAGGGAGGAACACGGCUCCGGCGUGGAAAGACCGAGAUCUAGAACAUCGGGCCUUUCCCGUUCAACCUCACAGACGGAUGAGAAGUCGAAACUGUCUACCAAAUCCAAGACCUCGAGCCAAGCUACCUUUGUCAAGUCGCCUACCUUCAAGCCGCCACCCGGCGUGCAAAUCGUUGACGAUGGGGGAUCCUCCAUCCUCAGUGACGACCAGACCGCGGGCGCUCGCUCCGCAGCCACGUCGGUUACGCCCAGGAGAACAGCAUCGGCCAAGGCCCCGAGGUUGUCAACCCCGGUCGAGGAGGACGACUCUCCAGCGUCCGUACAGGACCCUUCACCGAAAACACCCACUGCCACACCGCAAUUUCCACCUCCACAAAUCUUCUCCAACGAGAAGCCGAAGCAGGGUCCGCACAUCAGGUAUGACGACAGAGACCGUCCUACACCCUCGGCAACGCCAGCGACGGAUUUCGGUCCCCCUCCACCGCCACCGCCUCCGCCUCCCUUGAGCAUACAGGAGGUACCUCGGGUCGACUAUCUGCUUCAACAUGGUGGACUGAUACAUCCGGUGUCCAAGCACUUUCUAUCUGCUAUACCACGCCAGAACGGAACCCGGCCAUCGAACCCACCCCUAGCAGGGUGCGAGACCUUGUUCGCGCCCCUGUUCAACAUUUUGGAUCAGUACCAGUCCGUAAUCCAUAAGCAAGGCUCAGUGGCAGUGGCCACCGGACACAAGUCAGUUGCUCGCCGGUUACUGGACCGACUAGAGGAUGUCUUCUCCAGAGAUCUGCCUGUCGAAGGAUGUUCUUGUAUCAUGUGCGAGACAACUCCUGACGAGCACCGAGGUUUAGGAUGGGGAGAAGUUUUGGAGAGAGUGGGCGGUCGGGUGGAGCUGCCGUCAUGGCCGCCAUUUGAUCUUGCGUCUCUCGGAGCGACGGCCAUCGAGAACACGGCAGACAUGCCACCGAGACCGAGUUCGCCGAUUAAGCUCGAUCCUGACAUUGCUGAAGAGUUCCGGGAUCAUUAUUUACGGCAGUCGAAGAAGGUCAGGUCGGCUGUGGACAAGUGGAUGAACAACUGCGCCGACUCACCCGCCCCGCCGCCGUCAGAUGUCGAUGACGAGACGUUGACAUUUGCUAUUCUUACGAACCUUGAUCAGGAAGAGCGGCCUUACUUCAAUGCCCUGCUGUCUGGUGCUCGGGAACUGCAACCUGCUUUGCGGGCACCGACGCCACUGCGAAAAGGUCGAACCGACUUUAUCAUAAAGACAGGCCUACAGCUACAGCGUCUAUAUCGGUUGCCUCAGACUCCACGAGACGCCGAAACUGCCGUGUACCUGGUCAAGCACCCAUUCCAUCACGACCUGCUGACUACGAUGAUGGACAUCAGUCCGCAAGAAUGGGAGAUACUCAUUUCAGGUCGCUUUGAUGGGUUUUUGUGGUCUGGAGCCGAUGGUGAUGAUGCAAUUACGCCUACUGCCGACUACCCACUGUCUCGAGGCGGCACGCCGGGCAACGCGUUCUUUUCUCCACCGCCAUCGCGAGGGCCAAUGACCCCGGGCAUGCCACGAACUCCAGGGUUUGGUGCUUCUCGCAAUACCACGCCGUUCUCCGGUGUGUACUCUCGUGGCACGACACCCGCUUCCUUCAUUUCCCUGUCCUCGUCGUCGGCGUCGCCGGGCCAUAACCGGCAACCGGUGUCGCACGAUGAAGAGAUCGAGAUGGCUGUUCUGGCGGAGGUAGAACGAGAGAUAUACCAGGGGAUGGAGGCGCUGGAGGAUGCAUUCGAGAAGCUACACGAACGUGCCGAGAUGGUGCGGAAUGCCCUUAGGCAGCGUAACAACGGGCUGUUGAUGAGCCAGCAGCAUCGCCGUUCUGGGAGAAUUGAUGUGCUGCCUCAACUAUCCGGCAGCUCGGCAGGCUACGAAAGACCACCUUGGGCUACUGGAGACGAUGACGGAGUCACGAGCGAGAGUGACUGGGGUGGGGAUGAUUUCGACAUAGCGCCGGAGGAUUCGGCCAGUAACAUUUCGAGCUCGAGACAUCGACGUCCUAAGCGACGGAACCAGAGGAGGACACCGGCACCCAUCGAGGAGGACGACGAGGAAAACUGA